Miscanthus lutarioriparius is the source of this 876-nucleotide messenger RNA. The record is from the annotation of a GenBank genome assembly. NCBI's taxonomy places the organism in Eukaryota, Viridiplantae, Streptophyta, Magnoliopsida, Poales, Poaceae.
AUGACUUGUCCAAUGAGUACAGAAGCCUCUCGCAAAGCACGGCUGUUGCUAUUGGGUUGCUUUAAUGUGAAGCAUUGGGGAUCUGAUCGGAGUGUGUUGGAUAUUAGACAUAUGAAAACGAUCAGUGUAGCUCAUUAUCCUGUUAAUAGAGAAAAGAACCGAUAUAUUGAUGUCUUACCAUUUGAUGAUACCAGAGUACAGCUAAAAUCCUCAGCACGACCUCCAAACAACGAUUACAUCAACGCAAGCUUUAUAAAGGCUACUAAGGACAACAGAGUUGCAACAUUUAUUUCUACACAAGGUCCACUAGUGAGGACAUUUGGAGAUUUUUGGGAAAUGAUCUAUGAAUAUCAGUGCCCUGCAAUUGUCAUGCUCACUCAAUUCGACAGUAUUAAGUGUGAUGAAUAUCUUCCACGGGGAAGUGGACGACGAACAUAUGGGAAUUAUGAUAUCAAGGUUAUGAAGACAAGAACAGAUAGCCACCAUUUACAGUUGCGUGUUGUCAAGGUGCAAAACAAUGAGUCAGGCAAGGUUCAUUCUGUACUCCAUUUAGCAUAUCCUGAUUGGCCCGACCAUGGAGUGCCAACUAAUACUGAUGCUGUACGGCAAAUCUGGAAACGACUGCAUCACAUUCCAACGGAACAUCCUAUAGUUAUCCAUUGCAGUGCAGGUAUCGGAAGAACUGGUGCUUACAUCACAAUCCAUAAUACAAUUGAGCGAAUUGUCCUUGGAGAUAAAAGCUCUUACGAUCUUGUCAAAACUGUAAAGAAUUUUAGAUCCCAACGACCUGGAAUGGUCCAAACGGAGGAACAAUACAAGUUCUGCUACCGGGCCAUUGCUGACGAGCUGAAAGACCUGCUAAAUUCAUGUCAUUGA